AUGGGAGACCGCAUCGACCACGACAGAUUCGGCAAGAUCCCAAACGAGUACAUUCCACAAAAGUUUCUACCAAUCUACAGGCUGUCUGGACUUUCGAAAAUCAGUGAUUCGUUAAUGGGAUACGAAAGAUGGGAAGAUGCAGCCAGUAUGGAAGAAGUGGAACAUAUUCUUAACAUGGAUCUACAGCGGUACGACAAGUGGAUUGAUGACUGGAACAAAAGAGCAGAAAAGGCCUUUAUCGGUGCAUUCCAGACAAUACGAAACAGGGAAAUUAAUGUUUAUACCGACCCCGAAGACGACGGAGAAGUGACUAGGUCUUAUUUUCAUCUUCAACAGACAAAGAAGGCUACACCUGCUGCGGAUCAACUGCUGUUAGAGCCCGAGCCUGAGUUAACUGUUGAGGAUAAAUCUGAGAGUGAGAAGGAGAGUGGGAAGGAGAAUGGGAAGGAGAGUAGUAGUGCUGAGCCAGAUGACGAUUCUUCGACUGACGAUGGCAAGGAUGAAGGUGGAUCGGAUGACGACAAGGAUAGAAAGCGCUCAUCCAAAAGUUCUCGGUUGCCUCCUAGUAAAAAGGCGAAACUCGAAGAUCCUAACGGCGGUUCGGAUAAGUUUGACUUUGAUGAUGGGAAGAAAUUUGAGAUGGGACAAAAGGCUCAUGAAAUGGGGGACGAGGACUUUAUGUUUGACACUGAACCCCCUAUCAAGAGAUCAAUGGGGGGAUAUAGAGCUCCUGCUGCCAACCAAACCAUGCUCAACUCUCUAUGUGAGUCGAACACUGUCUUGCCCAUCUGCAUUUUCACUUCUUCUGGCAUUGGUACCAAUCCCGUGUCGUCAUUGGUAUACCUUGGUGAUGCAAUAUCCAGACCCGAGACGGAAAGUGAGGAUGAGCCAGAUGAAGACAAGGACUCUGGAGUUCCCAAGCGCUCAGGCAACAGUACUCUGCAGCCAUCACCUAGUAAAAAGGCCAAAAUUGAUGAUCAUGUCACCUACUCGACUUUACCGAAAUCCGACGAUGAGGUGAGAUUAGAAGGAAGACAUCAACUGAUGGGAACGGUGGAUGGACAUGUGAACGAACUUGUCAAAAAAUGA
Messenger RNA from Glarea lozoyensis ATCC 20868, 1089 nucleotides. RefSeq lists its product as uncharacterized. The coding region runs from base 1 to 1089 and encodes 362 amino acids. The record is from RefSeq and is a predicted model, not a curated record. The transcript is spliced from 3 exons. NCBI's taxonomy places the organism in Eukaryota, Fungi, Ascomycota, Leotiomycetes, Helotiales, Helotiaceae.